AUGAAUUUGCCUGAGGAUAGUGUUUCCAACGGGCUUAAACACAAAGACAAAGCCCAAACUAUCCCGCCUCCCACCCCACCAGAGGUUAGGAAGUUUCGCAACUGUAACCAACCAGAACCAGGAGCUGUCAGAGUUCACAGAGGGAAGGCCAACGAUCCAGAGGUCGCCAGCUCCCUCGUUCACGGCAUCAGCACCAAAUCAUCCCUCACUAGUGGAAGUUUGUUAAAUCCCCUCCAAAAGACGCACGUCCAACAGAAGCUGCAGGAACUAAGCGAAUCAGUUUAUGCCUCAAGAAAGAAAGCGCCACUAGGUCGGUCACGUGACCAACGUGAACUUCCCACCUGGGUCAACGACAGAACUACAUUUGGUGUGAAAACGCUGAGAGAACUGGAUGCGUGUGAGAUUAUUAACCCUCCAAAAACAUCAGAGGAGUUGGAGAGGGAAACUCGGGAGGGACACGAUGCUUACAUUCGUAGUCACAAUGCCUAUUUUGUUGGUGAGCAAAUUGAUAGAAAGUAUGACGGGGGUAAAUACAGUAAAGACAGCAGGUUUGGGAUCCCGACACCACAUUUUACUGAUGGCCGUAAUCUUGGUAAAACUCUCCAAUGGAUCGGAGAGCCUAAGAAGUUUUCUAAUCCAAACUCUGUGUGGAGGAGGUCUGGAAACAAAGAAAAACUGGCACAACAAAUUGGCGAAGCUGUGAAGAUGAGAGAAAACGACUUGCAGCUCCCACCUGAACACACCUUUGGGAUGAUCUUGCCACCGGAACAGUUUGGAGCGGGGGAAAUAAUCCACUCCACAGAACCAGGACAAUAUGUGCGAGGCCCCGACAAGAUGCGCAGUCUGGUCAAUGCAGUGAGACACCACCUAAAACGCGUCAACUUCCACAACUUCCCCUCCCUGCUGAAGGCUUUCCAACAUUAUGACAAGAAAGGAAAGGGAACGAUCGACAAAGAGGACCUGCGGGACGCGUGCCGCCAGUUCCAGCUGGACGUGAGCGACGCGGUCCUGGAGGAGUUGAUGGACUACUGUGACACAGACAAGGAUGGACUCAUCAACUUCAUGGAGUUUGCCAACUUUCUCAACUGGAAGGACAUGAUGCCCAUCAACAGCCAGGAUCAAAGCGCUCUGACUAAAGAACCAUCCCAACAUCCUCCCUCUCAGGCCUUGAUUAGGCCCGAGGACCUGGAGCCUGUGGCCCCUGGCAGCUCCCUGAAGACCCUCAGGACCAUCAGGAAGCCCAAAGAAGCCUCGUAUCAUUUCGUGACCUCCUCCUCACUGAUCGGUUCUGUCGGUAAAGGGCCAAACGCAUCGAUAUCCGACACCAUAAACUACGGAGAUCUGUCUACGGCCUCGGAUCUGCUGCGUCCCUCCGUCUACGCCCGCCGGGGCAUCAAAGAAAUCUUUGGGAAGGUUGGCGUGAAUAUCUCUGAGGAGACCUUCGAAGAGGCCUGGAAGCUGGCGUCCAUGAAGCAGCCCAGCGGCCAGGUUUGUGUUCAGGUUUUCCGCGAGGUUCUCCGGGACAUUAAAGCCAUGUAA
Menidia menidia (Atlantic silverside) is the source of this 1539-nucleotide messenger RNA. The record is from the annotation of a GenBank genome assembly. NCBI's taxonomy places the organism in Eukaryota, Metazoa, Chordata, Actinopteri, Atheriniformes, Atherinopsidae.